This is a messenger RNA of Boleophthalmus pectinirostris (great blue-spotted mudskipper), 1116 nucleotides long. RefSeq names its product melanocortin 2 receptor accessory protein 2a (gene mrap2a). The record is from RefSeq and is a predicted model, not a curated record. Gene Ontology annotation, molecular function: type 5 melanocortin receptor binding; type 4 melanocortin receptor binding; type 3 melanocortin receptor binding. Lineage: Eukaryota; Metazoa; Chordata; Actinopteri; Gobiiformes; Gobiidae. The transcript is spliced from 3 exons. Bases 1 to 675 code for a protein of 224 amino acids. Gene Ontology annotation, cellular component: plasma membrane; endoplasmic reticulum. Gene Ontology annotation, biological process: protein localization to plasma membrane; regulation of adenylate cyclase-activating G protein-coupled receptor signaling pathway.
AUGACGGAUUUCACCAAUGGGAGCCAGAGCAGCGCGCGUCGGAGUGACUACGUGUGGCAGUACGAGUACUACGACGACGAGGAGCCCGUGUCGUUCGAGGGGCUGAAGGCGCACAGAUACUCCAUUGUGAUCGGCUUCUGGGUGGGUCUGGCGGUCUUCGUCAUCUUCAUGUUCUUCGUCCUGACUCUGCUCACCAAGACGGGAGCUCCACACCAAGAUAACCCCGACCCGGACAACUGCCCUCGGCCGGUGAACAGCGCGCUGGACGGAGUCACGGCCGAAGACGACUCGGAAAAGGCCUUCUCCCGACCUCUACUCACCGAACCCCGCUCCUACUUCCACUUCUACAUCACCGAGGAGCACCAGCAGGGCAAACCCAAGCCCGAGGAGCACCCCAACAACCACGCUCCGCCUCAGGCUCCCGCGGACUGCACGGCCAACGGCGUCCACCACCACCACCACCACCACCGCGACGGCCACGAGCUGAGCCUGGUGCUGGACGAGCGCUCCAAAAUGGACACGGCGGAGUGCAGCUUCGCGUCUCACUUCACCAUCCCGAACUUUGUGAAUCUGGAGCAGGCGUCGGCGCUGGGGGAGGACGAGCUGGCGUACGAGCCGUCGGCGACUCUGGAGAAGCAGGCGUCCGCGCAGGAGCUCCACUGUGACGCGCGUUAACUGAAAAACUGUAGAUAUAAACGGACGGAACUGAUCGACUCUGGCUCCAGAUCACCUUCUGUUGAAAAACCGUGGUCCCUCUCUCUGUAACUGCUGCUGUCGGGCUCGUCAUAUUGGUCUUAAAAUGUUCGUACCGAUGCACUCGAGUUAGUUAUUUCAAACCUGCACAUACAGUUCACAAAACAACGUAAGACCGUCACAGACACAAAAAUGAAGGUUUCAAAAGGGGAUGGAUGAAGGAAAGUGCAGACAUUUCCAAUCCCCUCCCACAUUUCAUGACAAAACAAAAAAACAUUCACACUGUGCUCAGAGUGUCACUCUUGUCUCUCCUCCAGGUAUUGUUUCUUUUAUUUUUAUUAAUGUAUUAUUAUUUAUUCACUUAAUUUGAGAUGUUCGAUGUCCAUUUAGUCAUAUACACAUAAGUACUUACAUACGAGCACA